ACUUCCAACCAAUGAGCUGCUGCGGUUCUGUUUCACAACCCAGAGGGGGAGGGACUUGUUACCACACAUUUGGAGCGUGUGGCGCCAACGGAGCUCCGUGAUCAGCUGAGAGCUUCGAACUGGGACCUGCUCGUAUUAGUGAAGAGGAACAAGCUUUGCUGACUCAAUAACAAUAUGUCGACAACACGAGCUAAACGUAAAGCUGUUGUGAAGGUUUCAAUGGAUUCAGUCCGACGAUCCUCUCGAACUGUUCAGGCUCCUGAACGUCUUCAGGACUCUCCUGAUCUAACAACAGCGGACACAGCCAACAAGAAGCGGAAAACCAAAGGACGCAAUGAUGAGAACAUUCAGAAUAAGACGCAGGACCCGAAGGAGGAGGAGGAGAAAAGUAGUGAGCGUCUGUCGAGUGGACAUGAGGGACUGUCUGUGUAUGAACUGGAGCGACUGGAGAACAUCAGACAGAACCAGGCCUUCCUGUCCUCCAUCCACCUAUUCCAGGCCACUAAAGAGCUCAAGCAGUUGUCCCGACCAAAAGCAUCGCAGAGGGGUCUCAUGAGGUCAAACACUGCUGCAAAAGAAGUGCUGCCCCCUCGCAAAUCCCUUCGUCUCCAAAACAAAGAUGCAGAGAUCCUGACACUUCCCCCGGAACCCAGAGGACCACUGAUCUAUGAAGAGUCUCGGCAACUUAAGAAGCCUGCUGGUCCUCUGCCCAUGGAUCCACUCAACAUGGAGGAGGGAAGCAAGCUGCCCUCACAACUUCUUAAGAUCUGCUCAGAGAACUCAACGAAAGAAAGAGAAGUUGAUCUUGAUCUAAAAAAUUAUGGCUCGACUCUGAAGCAAAUGAAGAUUACCGAGGAGAGAGUGGCCAAAGUGGUGAAGGAUCGAAUCUUCUCUGCUGCGUUCCACCCCUGCAGCAGCAGCCUGCUGAUGGCCGCAGGAGACAAGUGGGGGAAAGUUGGCCUCUGGAAGUUGGGUGCUGAUUGGGGAGAUGAUGGCGUGCUGGUCUUUGCUCCUCACACUCGUCCAGUUGGCUGUAUGGCGUUCUCCAGGGCGCAUGCCACCCAGCUGCUGAGUCUCAGCUAUGACGGGUCUUUUCGCUGUAUGGAUAUAGAGAAAGGAGUCUUUGACGACGUGUAUGACAUUAAAAAUGGCCUGAAAACCUUUGACUUCAUGUCUCAUGACUGUUUGACACUAGUCGUCGGGAACUGGUAUGGAGAUGUUGCCAUCAUUGACAGGCGCACCCCAGGAAACUCCCAUGAGUCCGUCCACUCACUGGACCGAAAGAGCCUGCGUUGUGUCAGUGUCCACCCUGUGCAGAAGCACUACUUUGCCGUGGCAGAAAGCAAGAUAGUGAGUAUUUACGACAGCAGAUGCCUGAAGCAAACAAAAUGCCAGGCAGUCUCCCAGCUGCACGGCCACUCUUUGAGCAUAUCCAGCGCUUAUUUCUCCCCUCACACAGGGAACAGAGUUCUCACUUCCUGUAUGGAUAACCACAUAAGAAUAUAUGACACAUCUGCAAUGGCCACACAAUCUCCCUUGUUGACAAAGAUCGGACAUGACAUGCACACGGGCCGCUGGCUGAGCAAACUAUCAGCAGUGUGGGACCCCAAACAGGAAGAGUGCUUUGUCGUGGGCAGCAUGUUGAGGCCUCGCAGGGUACAGGUGUUCCACGAAAGUGGGCGGCUUCAGCACUCAUUCAGUGACAAUGACAACCUUACCACAGUGCUGUCCGUCACUGCUUUCCACCCCACUAGGAACGCCCUCCUGGGGGCCAACUCAUCAGGCCGCCUGCACGUCUUCUCUGACUGAGACCAAAACAUGUUUGACCAUCACCUUCAGUUGCCUUUCUCUGACGUUCUCUGAAGCAACAAGGUUUUCCUCAGGGUUGUUUUCCACUUUAAUUCAACACUCUGCCUCAAAAAAUGUUCUUAAUGAUGCCUCUGCCAGUGUUAAUAAUGGAGAGGAUGUGUUAAUCCUGUUACAGUGAUUGUACAACAGCCACAAAAAGCUCAGUUUUGUUCCAGAUGUGUCAGAUUUACAGCUGUACUUCCCGCUAACAGCUGUUUAUCUUCCUUCCUCUCCCUACUCCUGAGGAGACUCGGUCCCUUUGAGAUCACGUCUCCUGAACUUUUCAAUCCUCAUGUGAUUCUGCUGUUUUUUUGUUUUGUUGAUGUUGACUAACCAGCUCAUAAAGUUUUAUUGAAUGUCACACACGUGAUCUGUCAUUCACUGUAUGUAGCCUCUAAAAAUACAUCAGUUACUUCAGUUUUAUGAUUUAACUUGAUACAGAUCAGUGUGGGUUUUAGUAACCAGUUAAGUUGGGUAACUAAUUCAAUUCAGUUGGAUUCAACAUAAUGUGAAAAAGCAAUGAAAAAUGUACCGACACUGAAGGCAGUUGUUUCUGUUUUCUCGUAUUUGUUACUAGUUACACUUAAACAGGUCUCCACAAUCCAAACAAUUUCUAAUCUCUUAAAUCGAUGGUGUUAAAUUCAUGUUUUGUUAUGUUACUUUUGAAGCAGAAAUAAUAAAUAUACAAACUUUUUAUACUUAA
Hippoglossus stenolepis (Pacific halibut) is the source of this 2551-nucleotide messenger RNA. RefSeq names its product WD repeat domain 76 (gene wdr76). Gene Ontology annotation, molecular function: protein binding; DNA binding. The record is from RefSeq and is a predicted model, not a curated record. The transcript has 15 exons. Gene Ontology annotation, biological process: regulation of DNA damage checkpoint. Gene Ontology annotation, cellular component: nucleus. Bases 175 to 1809 code for a protein of 544 amino acids. Lineage: Eukaryota; Metazoa; Chordata; Actinopteri; Pleuronectiformes; Pleuronectidae.